This is a messenger RNA of Cydia fagiglandana, 1602 nucleotides long. Its product is annotated as RE1-silencing transcription factor-like. Gene Ontology annotation, molecular function: RNA polymerase II transcription regulatory region sequence-specific DNA binding; DNA-binding transcription factor activity, RNA polymerase II-specific. Gene Ontology annotation, biological process: regulation of transcription by RNA polymerase II. The transcript has 2 exons. The record is from RefSeq and is a predicted model, not a curated record. Lineage: Eukaryota; Metazoa; Arthropoda; Insecta; Lepidoptera; Tortricidae. Bases 87 to 1193 code for a protein of 368 amino acids.
UUGGUUGGUUGCUGUAGAAAAGAAAUAGCUUUUUCUGUUUACUUUUAUUAAAUUUUUUAUGGAUAUUUACGUGACACUAAAGAAUAAUGGAACCUAGAGAGUUGACAAUGGUGUCAGCAUUACAGGGUACAGAGAAUAUUCGCGUAAAGGCUGAGCCCUGUGAGGAAGUGUGUAUAACAGAUGAACCCACGUUCGAGGGAGUGUCUGUUAAUGUCGAGCCUUUACUGGAUGCUGUUAUAGUAAAAGACGAGCCUAGGUGCGAGAGUGUGCCAAUAAAAGAUGAGCCCAGGUGCGAUAGUGUGUCUAUAAAAGACGAGCCCAGGUGCGAUUGUGUGUCUAUAAAAACCGACCCUUUAGAGGAUGCUGUUUUUGUAAGAGACGAGCCCAGGUGCGAGAUUAUGUCUAUAAAAGACGAGCCCAGGUGCGAGUUAAUGUCUAUAAAAGACGAGCCCAGAUGCGAGAUUAUGUUUAUAAAAGGCGAGCCCAGGUGCAAGAGUAUGUCUAUAAAAGAAGAGCGAAGGUGCGAUAGUGUGUCUAUAAAAGCCGAUUCUUUAGUGGAUCCUGUAUUUAUAAAAGACGAGCCCUCGUGGUCAGAUGUUUGUGUAAAAGAGGAGUCGCUCGGCAUGAGCGCGGCGGCGGCGGCGGCGGCGGAGCUGUAUACCGAUCACGCCGUGAAAGAUGAGCUCGUGCUCGGCCCCGUGCUAGUGGAGCGGCGCGAGCGCCACGCACCAACAGGACAAAUUCGACAGAAGAGGCCGGGAAUAACCUCUUUUACACGUAGUGUAAGGACACAUUCUAAAAACAAACCUUACAAAUGUGGCGAGUGUAAUUAUGCUAGUGCAUUCAAAACCAAUUUGCAAAUUCAUAUGUUGAAUCACCCUGAAAAGCUAUACAAAUGUGAUAAAUGUAGUUAUGCUACUGAUUACAAAGGAAGGUUAUCAAUUCAUAUAAGAACUCACACUGGAGAAAAACCUUACAAAUGUGAGUACUGUAGUUUUGCUAGCAGCCGCAAAAGUUUUCUGCAACUACAUAUAAAGGCACAUGCUGAAAGUUACCAGUGUGAAAUGUAUAAUUAUGGUAGCGACCAUGAAACUAGUUUGGAACAUCAUGUAAAGAAACACGAGGUGAGGUGUUAUGUGAACAAAAAACGUGCGCUUAUGCAGACAGUCGACGAGUCGCACGAUGUAGCAUAGACACAGGGCUAUAGCCGCGAAAAUCGAAGUUCGCAAAUUGCGGGCAUUUUUCUCUGUCACUCUAAUUACUCCUUCAUUGGAGUAAAAGAGAAAGAUCCCCGCAAUUUGCGAAAAACGGUUUUCGCGGUAGCCCCUCAGAAUGAGUAGUACUCCCGUACAGAAAGGACACUUCCUACAAUACCGAAGUUUGACAGUGAUUCAGCGUUGAAUCAUUAAAUUUCUUUUAGCUUGCAUUAAAAAAAUAAAAGAUAAAAAUCCCUUUUUUAAAGUAUUAUUUAUUGACUUGAUCCAUAAUUCCUUUUUUUGCAUAUUAAAAUGUAUGCAUAUUAUUAUGUAUGUACUUACUUUUUAAAAUAUAUAAAUAAUUAAUCAAUGGUGUAUAAUUAUUACGGAGCUAUAGUUCGUUUUU